Molecule: messenger RNA, 2106 nt
Organism: Zingiber officinale
Lineage: Eukaryota; Viridiplantae; Streptophyta; Magnoliopsida; Zingiberales; Zingiberaceae
Exons: 9
Coding region: 1-2106 (701 amino acids)
Source: RefSeq, a predicted model, not a curated record
AUGGCUCGGUUCAUGGCUCGGUUCAUUUGUGGCCUGGCUCGGUUCAUGGCUCAGUUUAUAUUGAACCGUGAGAUUGCCAAUAUUGUUGAGUUGCAUCACUACGUGGAGCUUGACAAUGUGGUACACAUGGCAAUGAAAGUUGAAAGACAACUCAAGAAAGGAGUGCGAUCAUCUUCCAAGUAUGAGGCUGCGAGAUCAUGUCAUAUUGCUUCUCAAUGCCCAAACAAGCGAUCAAUGAUCAUGUUGGAUAAUGGGGAGAUCGAAACUGAAGAGGAAGAUGAAGGAAAUGAGUCCACUCCAUCAGUUGAAGAUACUAGUGAUGUUGAGCUUAUUGUUGAUGGCCAAGCUCUUGUUGUGCUAAGAGCUCUCCAUAUGCAAGCCAAAGAAGAUGAUGACGGGCUCUAUGUUAAUGUGGCAAGCAAGUUAAUGGUGGACAAGCUUAGCCUACCUACCUUGAAGCAUCCAAAGCCGUAUAAACUCCAAUGGCUCAAUGACAGUGGAGAAAUGAAGCAAUUUGAUAGACGGACCACACAUGAUGGGUACAAGAACCGCUACAGCUUCAACAAGGAUGGUAGGAACAUUACAUUUGCACCUUUGACACCUCGUCAAGAUUUUAAGGAUGUCUUUUCCGAGGAUACACCACCUGGGUUACCAACCAAAAGACGAAUCGAGCAUCAGAUUGAUCUCAUUCCGAGAGCUUCCAUUCCAAACCGACCAGCUUAUCGAAGUAGUCCAGAAGAGACCAAAGAGCUUCAAAGGCAAGUCGAAGAACCUAUGACCAAAGGACAUGUUCGUGAAAGCAUGAGUCCCUGUGUUGUGCCUGUGCUGCUGGUUCCAAAGAAAGACGAGACUUGGAGGAUGUGUGUGGAUUAUCGAGCUGUAAACAAGAUAACGGUAAAGUAUCGUCACCCUAUUCCUCGCUUAGAUGUCAUGCUUGAUGAAUUACAUGGAUCCACUAUAUUUUCUAAGAUUGAUUUGAAGAGUGGGUAUCAUCAAAUUCGAAUUAAGGAAGGGGAUGAGUGGAAAACAACUUUUAAGACAAAACAGGGGCUAUAUGAAUGCAAGAGUUUGCAUGACCAUAUUGAUAAUUUGAAAUGUGUGCUUGAAGCUUUGAGGCGUGAAAAAUUGUUUGCUAACCUUAAGAAAUGCAGCUUUUACGUAGAUAAGCUUGUUUUCCUUGGAUUUGUUGUUAGUUCCAGAGGCGUGGAAGUUGAUGGGAGAAGGAGGUUUGUGCCAAAUUUCAGCACCAUCGCUGCCCCUUUAACAGAAAUCAUCAAGAAGAAUAUUGGAUUUAAGUGGGGAGAGGCACAAGAGAAAGCCUUCAACGCAUUAAAAGAAAAGCUAAGUACUGCUCCUUUACUACUACCAGAUUUUUCUAAGAUUUUUGAAAUCGAAUGUGAUGCUUCUGGUAUUGGUAUAGGUGCUGUUGGUAAAUUGAAUAGUAGACAUGCUCGUUGGAUUGAAUUCAUUGAAAUGUUUCCUUAUGUGAUCCGAUACAAGCAAGGAAAAGAGAAUGUGGUAGCAGAUGCUUUGUCAUGUAGGUACACCCUUAUCUCUACCUUAGGGUCAAAGUUUCUUGGAUUUGAGCACCUAAAGGAAUUGUAUGUGAAUGAUGCUGACUUUGCUGAUAUCUUUAAAGCAUACGAAAAGGAUUUAAUUCCAUUACCUGUGGAUGAGAUUGCUAGCCUUAAAGGUCAAGAGAAGGUUGAUUUGGUGAAAAGGAUCCAUAACAAGGCAAGGCAACACAUGCUGAGGAGGAAUGAGCAGAUUGCAACCCGUGCCAACAAGGGACGAAAGUCGAUUACUUUUCAACCUGGAGACUGGGUCUGGGUUCAUUUUCGAAAGGAGCGAUUUCUAAAACGAAGGCAAUACAAGCUGAACCCAUGUGGUGAUGGACCAUUUCAAGUACUGGAGAAAAUCAACGACAAUGCAUACAAGUUGGAUCUUCCAGAUGAGUACCAAAUUCGAGGACGAAUCCUUUUGAGGAAGGAGGGGAUGAUACAACUCCGAAUCAGCUCUAAGCCAAUGAGACAUGGCUACAAGUCGAGAUGUACAUCCCGAACCACGAGGAGCAUGAAGAGGACUUGCACGUGGCAACUGAGCUGA